Messenger RNA from Vicia faba (fava bean), 945 nucleotides. NCBI's taxonomy places the organism in Eukaryota, Viridiplantae, Streptophyta, Magnoliopsida, Fabales, Fabaceae. The record is from the annotation of a GenBank genome assembly.
AUGAUUGAAGAUGCUGAGGAUAAGGGUUUUAUUACACCAGGGAAGACUGUUCUUGUCGAGACUACAAGUGGGAACACUGGAAUUGGGUUGGCCUUCAUUGCAUCGCUUAAAGGUUAUAGACUUGUUUUAGCAAUGCCAACUUCAAUGAGCCUCAAGAGAAGUAUUUUGCUACGUGCUUUUGGAGCUGAGCUACAUAUCACAGAUCCUGCCAAGAGGUUUAAUGGUAGUCAUAUAAAAGAUGAUGAAAUAGAGAAAGAGAUAUCUGAUGCUUUUAUGAUUCGUCAAUUUGAAAAUCCUGCAAACCCAAAGGACGGAGGAGAUGCAGGGAAGUUCCUCAAGGGGAGAAACCCGGAAAUCAAGGUCUAUGGAGUGGAACCAGUUGAAAGUGCAGUUUUGAGUGCAGGACAGCCAGGCAUGCAUUUGAUUCAGGGAAUUGGUGCUGCCAUUGUUCCUGAAGUACUGGAUGUUAAUCUCCAUGAUGAAAUUAUUCAGGUUGGGAUUUCGUCAGUAAUAAAAUUGGGAAAAAGGCUAGAAAAUACUGGCAAACUAAUCGCUCAUCUUCGCAACUCUGAUGAAAAAUGGCAGAAACUUACGAUUCCCAAAUUCGAGGGUCAAGAUGCUUUUGGGUGGAUUAAUUGUGUAGAGCGCUAUUUUGAUUUAAGGGGUGUCACUGAUGUGGAAAAGGGUGCAGGGAAGUUCCUCAAGGAGAGAAACCCGGAAAUCAAGGUCUAUGGAGUGGAACCAGUUGAAAGUGCAGUUUUGAGUGCAGGACAGCCAGGCAUGCAUUUGAUUCAGGGAAUUGGUGCUGCCAUUGUUCCUGAAGUACUGGAUGUUAAUCUCCAUGAUGAAAUUAUUCAGGUAUCAAGUGAAGAAGCUAUAGAAACUACUAAGCAAUUAGCACUAAAAGAAGGUUUACUGAAUUGCUGGUUGGGAUUUCGUCAGUAA